UCUCAAAGCAAACUUUCCUUUCCCACUAGGUCGUCACAUACAAAACCCUCCUAGCGCGUAACACCAUCUUUUUCCUGUCUUCAAAUUCGAAGAUCCCACCGCAUGAAAACGACUCCAUUUAGUUGGAUUGGACCUCUCCAUUGAUUUGAUCAUGCAAACAUUUUCAACCCCCUUUAACUUUAUCCCUUUAUUACUGCUCAUCUUUUUAUGCCUCUCUUUCCCAUAUUUCAUCCUUUAUUUUUCUUCUUUUCCUCCAUUACUGUUGCCAUUAACAUUUAUUACUUGAUAGGUUGUCGGUGGAUGGUAGCAUCCUAUGUUAAAAACACAGAGAACUGUACUUUCAGUACCCAACAUCUCUCUUGGCCUUCUGAUUUCAGGGUUUUUGUGGUUUGCAAUUUAAGCUACAAUAAUUUCUCUUUCACUUCAAUGUCAGUUACUUUAUCUUAAUGAUCUUCUCCGCAAUUUUUGUGCCGUAAAUGGUGGUCGAGUAUUAAGCUAUAGCUGUUGUUAAACAACUUUAUUCUCUGCAUAAGCGUAGAAAUUAAGGUCACAUGGACCACAAAACAUGGCUUUGGAGGAAAAAAUCUUCCGAGAAGACAAUUGUUGCUACUGACAAGUUUGACAUUUCUUUGAAACGAAUUGAUGAAGAGGUACAAAUGCCUCCGGUGCAGGGGGGACGAGAUAGAAUAGUGAAAAAUCUAAACGAGAAGCUUGCUUCAGUCCUCCUUGAUUGUCAUGAGAAGGAUGAUCUGGUGACAAAAAAUGUGAAAAUGGCACCAGAAGCCAAUGCAGGUUGGGAAAAGUCAGAAGCAGAUGCAAUAUUUCUCAAGAAAGAGCUAGAUGAAGCUUUGAGGCAGGGAAAAUUGGCAAAUGAAAAGUUAACUCACUCAGAUGCUGCAUUGAAGGAAUGUAUGCAACAGCUAAAUUUUGUUCGACAAGAGCAGGAGACGAGGAUACGUGAUGCUGUCGUGAAGACAUCAAGCGAGUUUGAGAAAGCACAGAAAGCAUUACAAGACAAGCUGGCAGAGACAUACAGAAAGCUUGAGGAGUUGGCCACUGAGAAUUCUCGUCUGAGUAAGGCCCUGCUAGUCAAAGAAAAAUUGAUUGAAGAUCAGCAGAAGCACAAGUCUCAGGUAGAAGCAGAAUUGGGUGCACUAAUGGAUAGAUUCGAUUUCACUGAAAAAGAGAAUGCAUUUUUGAAAUAUGAGUUUCAUGUGCUAGAGAAGGAGCUUGAGAUCCGAAAUGAAGAGAUGGACUACAACCGUCGAUCUGCUGAUUUAGCACAUAAGCAACACUUGGACAGCAUAAAGAAAAUCACCAAGUUGGAAGUUGAAUGCCAGAAGUUACGUCUCCUUCUGCAAAAGAGGCUGCCAGGUCCUGCUGCCGUGGUGAAAAUGAAGAAUGAAGUUGAAAUGCUGGGAAGGGACAAGAGAGAGAUGAGAAGAAGAAAGCUGAAUCCCACAAGAGAUUUGAUUAUUCGAGACUCCACUGCUGAAAAUCCAUCCAAGAAUAUCAAUCUCCUGCUAGAGCAACUACGCAAUGUGGAAGAAGAAAACAGGAUUCUCAAAGAAAUAAUGAUCAAGAAGAAUGCUCAAAUCCAGUUCUCGAGUUUACUUUGUUCUCAAACAUCAUCCACGCCAAGACGGGUUGAGAUUCAGCCUAAAGUGCUGUUCAAAGGACAGAACUCGAUGGAGCUGGUAAAGAGUAGUUCAAUAUCGAGUGACCUAUCUCUAACAUCAGCUUUUGAUAUUGGCAGUAUUGAUGGAAAUAGCGCUUCUUGUUCAUCGUCUAAUGCUUUGAUUUCAGAAUCUGUACAGUCUGAAGACAGAAGACGUAGGAAUCCAAUGCAACACAAGGCCAUUACAGUUCCAGAAAUGAGAUUAAUGGACGAUUUUAUAGAGAUGGAAAAACUAGCCUUAGUGUCUGAAGGUGGAUAUAAUCCAGUGUCUAAUAGUGAGGAAUUGGUUCCGUUUGGGGAGGGUCACCGUGGCUUCAGCAACACAAAACAGAUAAACUCAAGAGAUGUAGCGGCUGAAACAUCAUUUGAUUGGCUUCAGGUUGUUUUGCAUGCUAUCUCUGAGCACAAACGUAUCUCCAACAGAAGUUUAGAUGAAAUUCUCGAGGACAUCAAAAUAGCUUUGGGUUGUAGCAAUCUUUUAAGUGCCCCUGAUGUUAAUAAAACAGCAUGUUCAAUGCAACCCAUAGAAUCUGAUCCUCUCCAUAUCAGCGGCUACAUAGCCUGGCAAUCUCCAAAAACAUCUCCUACUGUAGGUUCACUCAGUGGAGCUUCUAGUGUUGAAAGCUCAGCGGAAAAAACAAAGAAGCAACAGUUUCAAUCUAAUCUGAGCAAGUCAAUCCGUAAAAUCAUUGAGCUCAUUGAAGGAAUUGGCCUAACAUCUUACAACACCUCUGGCAGUUGUCUAGCAAGAGAUCAAACUCCCAAACAAUCACCAGCUCAUGCAGACUAUUUUAUCUGUGUUUUUCAGUGGAAAAGUUCUGAAUUAAGCACUGUUCUACAACAAUUUCUUUGUACUUGCAAUGAUCUGUUGAAUAAAAGGGCUGAUCUUGAAAAUUUUGUUGGGGAACUCUCAUUUGCUUUGGACUGGAUUGUGAACAACUGUGUUACUCCUAAGGAAGCUUCAAGUGCAAGGGAUAAGAUCAAAAGACAUUUUGGUUGGAAUGAAUCACAAAGUGAAAAAGAAGUUGGUUCUGGAGGGCAAUGUUUAGUAGUGGAAUCGGAUGUGAUCCAUAUUUCUGAAGAGCAAUCAUCAUGCUUAGACUCCUUAGCUUCUUCGAAUGACCAGAAUCAGAGUGUUCUUUCCCGAAAGGAGGGUAUUUGGUGUAGCCUGGAAGAAGAAAACAAGAGAUUAAAAGACGAUUUGAUGAAUAUGGAAGCCAGGCUUGAGUCAGCAACUUGCAAGAGUGAGGCCUUGACAGUACAACUUCAUGAAUCAGAAGAAAGCAUUGGAAGCUUACAAACAGAACUUAAUAUUUUAAAAGAGUCAAAGAAAUUGAUUGAGGAUCAGCUCGAAAAUCAGAAAUCAAUUAAUGAAGAUCUUGAUACCCAGCUCACAGUUGCCAAAGCUAAACUGAAUGGAAUGUUCCAGAAGUGCUCUUCCUUGGAAGUUGAGUUGGAGUACAAAAAUAACUGUUGUGAAGAGCUAGAAGGUACAUGUCUUGAGCUUCAACUCCAGUUAGAGAGUGUGGCAAAGAAAGAAAUACCGAAGUAUGCCAUGAAUCGGGAGGGGAAGCAAUCUCAAAAUGGUUGGGAAAUUACUGCAGCUUCAGUGAAGUUGGCGGAGUGCCAGGAAACAAUUCUGAACCUAGGUAAGCAAUUAAAGAUGUUGGCCUCACCACAAGAUGCAGCAAUCUUUGACAAGGUUUUCUCCAGAAGUGGUGCUGCCACUACUAUAAUGAAUAACAAAAAGAUGAAUAAACACUUCUCCUUGCGUGAUCGAAUGAUAGCUGAAGAUGGUGUUAAUGCAGAGGUUUUCAAGUCUCCCAAUGUUCAAGGAACUUUAAGCAUUGAAGAAGCAGAGAAUUUAUCCCUUCCUCACUCCAAUAAUUGCAAGAACUUGCAAGCUUCAGAUGUGCCAGUAUGUAUUUCACAAUCACAUCUUGGUUCCAAGCAUGAAGGUACUAACACUGGAGUUAUGGCUUUGGCUAUGGUGCCAAGCAAGAAGCAAGGAGUUGGUUUGCUAAGGAGGCUGCUGUUGAGAAGGAAAAAAGGUUACAGUAAAAAAUCUCCUUUUCAAAAGACCAACUAGUGACUGGGAAAGGGUGAAGAGGUGAAAAUUCCCUGAAAAGGAGUGAAGACAUGGUCACUGAGGGCAAUACACCGGUAGUUUUCAUAGUGUGGUGAUUUUUUUUUUUUUUUUGCAUCUUAUUUACUGAGUAUGGUGACAGCUUGUAGUCUUGUGGUCCUUCUGCAAGACUCAUAAUGUGGGGAAGAAAGUGAGAGAGAAAUAGAGGUGUAUGGUGUCCUAAUCUGGCUUAUGUAGGCGUUUGAAAGACCAGAAUAACUACAGUUUGAGUUAGUUGCGUUAACCAGAGAAUUGUCAUUUGUGAGAUACAAUCAUAAAUUUUCUUUGACCAGAAUGCUGAUUUCUAGAUUUGACGAGA
This is a messenger RNA of Durio zibethinus, 4122 nucleotides long. Its product is annotated as filament-like plant protein 7. NCBI's taxonomy places the organism in Eukaryota, Viridiplantae, Streptophyta, Magnoliopsida, Malvales, Malvaceae. The record is from RefSeq and is a predicted model, not a curated record.